Meloidogyne enterolobii is the source of this 852-nucleotide messenger RNA. NCBI's taxonomy places the organism in Eukaryota, Metazoa, Nematoda, Chromadorea, Rhabditida, Meloidogynidae. The record is from the annotation of a GenBank genome assembly.
AUGCUGGAAGGCAAAGAAUUGAUAAAAACAUUUACUUGUAUUGCAUUUUCACCCAACGGUCAAUUACUACUUGCUGGUGGACAAUCAAAUAUUUUUUGUCUUUACAGUGUGGCUGAUAGAAUUAAAGUUCGAUCGUUUAAAUUAAGCAGUAAUUACAGUUUGGAUGGAGUUAAUUUAGAUAUUAAUUAUCGAAAAAUGACAGAAUUUGGAAAUUUAGAUUUAUUUGAUUUAACAGAUUCUGAUGAAGAAGAAACAAAUCCAAAAAAGAGAAUUAGAUUGCCCGGAACAAAACACACCGACCUCUCUGAACGGGCCGUUAGACCAACAAUUUCUAUGUCUAAAAUUGCUUUUUCUCCGAAUGGUUUGGAUUUUGCCGUAGCCUGUACUGAAGGUGUUUGUAUUUAUUCCUUAACAAAACCCCGAAGAUUUGAUCCUUUACAACUUGAAUCAAAUGUUACACCUAAAGAAAUACUUAAUUCAACAAUUAAUGGAGAACAUGUAAAUGCCCUUUCUCUAGCUUUGAGAUUAAAUGAUAAAGAAAUUGUUGAAAGAACAAUUGAAGCAAUACCUGUUGAACAAUUACGUGUUGUUAUUGACAAUUUGGGUAUUUCUUCAGCAGAAUUAUUACUUUAUUGGCUAGCAGCAAACAAAACUGGAGGGCCAAUUCCUUCAAAACAUUUUCAUUUUUAUUUAAUUUUAAUUAAAGAAUUGCUAUAUAAAUAUAGUAAAGAAUUUAAAUUAUUAAUUGAUUUAAAUAAUCCUUCACUAACUGCUAUUCUGGAAUUAUUAACAAGUCAAAGCAAUUUAUUACUUGGAAUGUUUGUUUUUAAUUUAAUUUUUUUUGAAAAAUAA